AUCACCAAACUACAAAAUAAGGACUGUUUCUUGUAGUGUUCAAGUAUUUGAACUCAACAUGGCGAUCCAGAAACCAACAAGACGGUGAUCUCCAUCGGUAUUGAUUAGUAAAUUUAGUCUUUAGACUUUGUAAACGAAUGAUAGGAUCUCUGAAGCAUUACAUCCUUAGCUUUGUCUGCCAAAAAGGAUGAAAAAGCACAGUAGAUUUAUUCAGACUGGUGACGAAGGAUUAAGCACAAAACUUUAAUGUUGCCGAUGGAGAGUUCAUACCAAAUUAAAAGUUCGUGUUCAAAGGCAAAAGUAUAUCCGUUAGAAUUUUUAAAUAAUUACCCUGUUAGACGAGAGAGAAUUUUCUAGAAUUCUUCAACUUACGAUUAAAAUCAUUUGACCACAAACGAUAUUUAAUUUUUCGCGCGUGGAAAGCUAAAAGACCGUUCAACUAACGCAAACGAUAGAAAGGCACCCUCGUUAAAUGCAAAAUUUUUAUCCUACUUACUUCAGGGGUGUCGCUAAAAUCGACAGUUGCGCGUAUUACGUCAUUUACUAAGAACUCUUAGGCUUUUUCUUCGUAUUUGUUUACUUCCGGUUUUCUCGGAAAAGGUUUCUUCAUUGUCCUGCUCUUUCUCAGAAACAACGUUCUUGAACUAUGGGUAAAGUUUAUUUCGAUGCAAUAGCAUUAACUAUGAUGUAGGAGGUUCUUGACCCAACAGUCAUUGUAGAAGUGUCUCAAAGAACAUCUUUGAUAUGGCCUCUUGUCUAGUCUGCAUUGGGCGAAUAUUUUUCUUUGUCUUGGUAGGCCUCCAGGCCUAUUCGCUAGCUUCGUAUCCGGCCGAGUACAAAAACAAUGAUGGUCUCUAUGGACUAGUCGCCCUGUACGGUCCUGCAUUGGGUCUGUGGCUUUAUAUCAUGUGCGACGACAAAAAAUUACCAUGGUUAUUUGUUGUCUGGAUGUGCUAUGUCGUUAGUUUCGUAAUCUUCAUCGGGAUCAUAUUUGGAGGCGACAAACCGAUAGAAGAUAAACUCGACAAAGCGAAAUUCUUCGGUCCAAAUAAUCUUAAAAUGACACUUUGCCUUGCCCCGGUGAUUCUGUUGUUGCUUUUGAGUACUGGAACAGAUUCCAGCAGGUACAGAGAAGAAAUCUGGCAGAUAUCCCUUCGAAUGGCUUUGGAUCUCUUCGAUGGAGUUGAAAUGCUGGAAGUUAUCAUCGAAGAAAACGAAGUCAGCCACGGCGUUCCAAAGCCCUUUGAAAAAGCCAUUCUUGCUUUUGUCUGUAUCAGUUUUAUCUUCUCUCCAUUGCAACUAAUUGAAAUAAAGUUAAGAAGUUCCGCUGGACGAUUUCGGCAUCGAUGUAGAGAGGGUUUGCGAACAGCCCUUCAGAUCAUCUGUGUUAAUUGCGUGUUUUUGGGGCUUCGCAUGUAUCUUUGGCGAGGCUACGGAAAAGAUGCCUCCAUUUUUAUCGCCAAAAAUGCUAUUGUAAUUUGCCUUGGCUUUUUCGAGGUAUGUUCAAUCUUUAGAUGUUGUGGUUGUGACGAUUAUUGAGCAUAAUUUUGAUGAAUCAGUUAGUAGAAUCGGUCAGCGAUCCGUGUAAACUUGACAAUCAAUCUGGGAGAACCAUGAAUAAAUUUGCAACAAUAAUCAUGAGCGCUAGCGUUUACAAAUGCAGAAAGCUGUCAAGAAUUUCAAUUUCUCUUAUACUUUCAAUGAUUUCAAUUACUCUUAUACUCUCGUCCUAACUUCAGUCUUGGAUUUAGAUCGACAACUUGUCUCGUUUUUUAAUUAAAUGUGUCUUUAUCCUCUUUCUUGUAGUGUUUCUCAGUUGUGCUGCUCCUCAAGGCUCAGUUCUUAGCCCCAUUAUUGUUUCUCUUGUAUAUUAAUGACAUUAGUAACUGCCUCAAAAUACUAGACUGUCUUUUAUUUUCAAAUGAUGCCAAUCUGUUUUAUAAGCAUAAAAAUCUAAAAGUGCUUGAAUCCAUUUUGGAUGAUGAAUUAGUUAAUAUCCAUACCUGGUUGAGUGCUAACAAACUGUCACUCAGCAUUGAUAAAUCUAAUUUUAUCAUUUCUCACCCUCCACAAAGAAAAUUGCCCUUUAAUGUCACACUCCGUCUUAAAUGGCAUAAACUUAAACCAAGAGUGCUUAAUAACGUAUCUAGUUCUUAUAAUAGAUUCAUGGAAAAGCCCUGUAAGCUACAUCGCUUAAAAGAUGAAGCGAAAUAUUGGUAUUUUUUCUAAACUUCAUUAUUAUGUGCAUUUAGACAUUCUGCUCAACCUAUAUUAUGACGUGGUUUAUCCCUUCCUGACCUAUGGUUUAAUUUCUUGGAGUAACACCUUUUCUUCCACUAUUCAGCUUUUGUUCAUUUUACAACAGAGAGCAAUUCGAAUCAUGACAUUUUCUAAAUUUUGUGAACAUUCUAGUCCUUUAAGCGUCUAAAUAUUUUUAAGCUGCCUGAUCUUGUCUCUCUUUACAUUGCAAUCUUUAGGUGCAAAUUUCACAACAGACAUCUACCAUCUGUUUUUGUUACCUUCCUUACACAAGUCAAUAAAAGACACAACUACAAUACCAGAAGUGCUUUGAAUAUGCUCUACACUUUAUCUAAAGUAAGAACAAAUUAUGGCAUAUUCAACAUAAGAUUUAAGGGUCCUAAAGCAUGGAACUCUAUAAGUGAAAACUCUAAAUUCUUUUCUCUUUCAAAAUUUAGGAAUCAGUCAAAUGUGAUCUCGUUAGUGAUUAUUAAAUGUAUGUAUUCAUAUUAUCUUAGAUUGCAGUUGUGUAUUUUCCCAAGUUAUCUGGUUGAUUUUCUUUCGUUAAAUUCUGUCUACCUUUCUAAUCCUUGAUAUAAGUUGUUUUAUAGCUAAAUAUAAUAUGUAUAUAAUGUUAUAAUGUU
Stylophora pistillata is the source of this 2882-nucleotide messenger RNA. RefSeq lists its product as uncharacterized. The record is from RefSeq and is a predicted model, not a curated record. NCBI's taxonomy places the organism in Eukaryota, Metazoa, Cnidaria, Anthozoa, Scleractinia, Pocilloporidae.